Mustela erminea (ermine) is the source of this 878-nucleotide messenger RNA. It is a transcript of the gene RNASE7, whose product is annotated as ribonuclease A family member 7. Gene Ontology annotation, biological process: defense response to fungus; innate immune response; defense response to Gram-negative bacterium. NCBI's taxonomy places the organism in Eukaryota, Metazoa, Chordata, Mammalia, Carnivora, Mustelidae. The record is from RefSeq and is a predicted model, not a curated record. Gene Ontology annotation, molecular function: nucleic acid binding; RNA nuclease activity.
AUGGCAGCCGCCAGAACAGGGUCCUGCCCUCUGCUGCUGCCCUUGCUGCUGUAGCUGUGGGUGCCUAAGGGUCCAGUCAGGGCCAAGCCCAGCAACAUGACCUCGGCUCUGCGGUUUGAAAUUCAGCACGUGCAGCCCAGGCCCCAGGGAUGCAACACGGCGAUGGGCAAGGUCAACAAGUACACAAAACAUUGCAAACCCUUCGACACCUUCCUGCAUCAAACCUUCUCCAGUGUGGCCGCCACCUGUCACACCCCCACGGUAGCCUGCAAGAAGGGUCGAAGAAACUGCCACCAGAGCAAAAACCGUGUCUCGCGGAGCCCAUGUGAGCUCACCUCAAGGAAGUACCCAGGGUGCAAAUACAAAGAGAGGAGAGGUGCUUCUUACAUUGUGGCCUGUGACCCUCCUGAGAAAGGGGACUCUAGGAAAUUCAAGCUGCUUCCUGUGCACUUGGACAAAACCCUUUAGGUUUUCGGCCUUCCUGCCUCUCGUGCUACACCUGACUUCCCUCUCUGGGCCUCUAGGCCACUCCUCACAAGCCCACAGGUUAUCUUCCUCCCAUGUCUUAGGGCCCUUCCUAGCUCAGUCUCUUCUAAGAGGGCUGAGCUCCAGAAGAAAUGGCCUUUCUUCUUUCUGUGGCUGUUUUCCCAGGAGCUUAUACCCCAAGAGAGGGGCUGAGCAAGCUAGGAGUAUGGGUUCCCUGGUCUAUGCCUUGGACCUCUCUCUCCUGACCCAUCUUUUCACAGCAGCAUGACAAGAGGAGGAAAUGAAAGGACAAGGAGGGUAUGAAAUUUAUGGACAGAGCUGUUCCUGUUCCUGAACUAGGAAUCUUCCACAACUAACGUGCUGGUGACAUGACCUGUGUGUAAAAAGACGGC